Messenger RNA from Aspergillus versicolor CBS 583.65, 554 nucleotides. RefSeq names its product F1F0 ATP synthase subunit f. The transcript has 6 exons. NCBI's taxonomy places the organism in Eukaryota, Fungi, Ascomycota, Eurotiomycetes, Eurotiales, Aspergillaceae. Gene Ontology annotation, biological process: proton motive force-driven ATP synthesis. The record is from RefSeq and is a predicted model, not a curated record. Bases 23 to 328 code for a protein of 101 amino acids.
CUCACGUCAAGACCACGCAAAGAUGAGCUUCGUCACUCGCCGAGGUCUCUCGACCUUGAUCCCUCCCAAGAUUGCUUCCCCCAACGCCAUCGGCGCUGCCAGAGACGCCGCUCGCAUGGACCGUGUUGUGAACUUCUACGCCAAACUUCCCCGUGGUGCUGCUCCUGAGGUUAAGCCCACUGGCCUCAUCGGACGCUACCAAGCUCGCUAUUUCGGUAGCAAGCCCUCUGCUGCGCCCCUCGCCCACGCUAUCGGUGGUAUCCUCAUCCUCGGUUACAGCAUGGAAUACUACUUCCACCUGCGCCACCACAAGAACCACCCUCACUAAAUUUCUCCCAGCAGGUGUUGGACGUGGGGGAUUUGUGUAUAUAUCGUGGGCCUAGAACGGAUCGUAGAAGCAGAAUACCUGUGAUAUUUACAAUUCAAACCUUUGUGACAUUAUACUAUAUUUUCGAGUGUGUUUGGGAAUGUAGUAUGUAGUAUAUCUUAUUCCAUGUUCUACUUGUAGAGUAUUUCGAAGUCUGGUUGAAUCCGGAAUGCCGGGCGCGGUUCAG